Strongyloides ratti is the source of this 2637-nucleotide messenger RNA. RefSeq names its product V-type ATPase, V0 complex, 116kDa subunit family and ATPase, V0 complex, subunit 116kDa, eukaryotic family-containing protein. The coding region runs from base 1 to 2637 and encodes 878 amino acids. Gene Ontology annotation, molecular function: ATPase binding; proton-transporting ATPase activity, rotational mechanism. NCBI's taxonomy places the organism in Eukaryota, Metazoa, Nematoda, Chromadorea, Rhabditida, Strongyloididae. The transcript has 2 exons. Gene Ontology annotation, cellular component: vacuolar proton-transporting V-type ATPase complex; plasma membrane; vacuolar proton-transporting V-type ATPase, V0 domain. Gene Ontology annotation, biological process: vacuolar acidification; proton transmembrane transport. The record is from RefSeq and is a predicted model, not a curated record.
AUGGGGUCCCUUUACCGAUCAGAACAUAUGCGGUUCUGCCAAAUGAUUUUGGAAAAAGAAGCUGCAUUUAAUUGUAUUGCAGAAGUUGGAAAACAUCCAUAUGUUCAAUUUAAAGAUUUGAACGCUGAUGUUAAUAAUUUUCAAAGAGUUUUUGUUAAGGAUAUCAGAAAAUUUGAAGAAUUAGAAAGAAAAUUACGUUUUUUGGAAACUGAAAUAAAACGUGCUGAUAUUGAUAUUCCUGACUAUAACGAUCCAUCAUAUGAAGUUAUUAAUCAACAAGCAAUGAAUGAACUUGAAAAUACACUUAAUGAUUUAGAACGUGAUGUAAGUCAAAUGAGUGAAUCUAAAAAGGAACUUCAAAGAACAUAUAAUGCACAAAAAGAAUGGGAAGCUGUUCUUCAAAAAACUGAUCAAUUCUUUGCUGGUGGUGUUGAUGAUGCUGCUCGUGAAGAAAUCGAACAUCAAGUUGAAGAUGAUGAAGGAAUUCAAUUAAAAGGAGAAAAAGAAUCAAUUGGAUAUUCUGUUGGAGUUAUUGAAACUAAAAAAGUUAACUCAUUUGAAAGAGUUUUGUGGAGAGCUGGAAGAAGAACAGCUUUCUUAAGACAUGCUGAAAUUGAAGAUCCAUUAGAAUCAACUAAUGGAGGUGAAAAAGUUUCAAAAUCUGUUUUUAUUGUCUUUUACAAUGGUAUGAAAUUAAAGAAUAUAGUUGAUAAAGUUUGUGAUGGUUUCAAAGCUCAACAAUAUAACAAUUGUCCAAGAACUGCUGCAGCACGUGCUAAUGCUGCUUAUGAAGUUAAAGCAAGAAUUCAAGAUUUAAGAACAGUUUUAGGACAAACUAAUGAACACAAUAAUAAAGUCCUUAAUGCUGCUGCUGGAAAUAUUAAUCAAUGGAUGACACAAGUUAAAUUAUACAAAUCAAUUUACCAUACAUUGAAUCUUUUUACUUUUGAUGGUAUUGGUAGAUUUAUGGUUGCUGAAUGUUGGGUUCCACUUGAUGACAUUUCUAAUGUUAGACAGGCACUUGAAAAUGGUGCUGAGAAAAAUGGUACAAAUAUUAAACCAGUUUUAAAUAUUCUUGAAACACAUGAAAUUCCACCAACAUAUAAUAAGACAAAUAAAUUUACUGCUGUCUUCCAAGGAAUUGUUGAUUCAUAUGGUAUUGCUGAUUAUCUUGAAGUUAAUCCAGCACCAUACACUAUUAUUACUUUUCCAUUCAUCUUUUCAUGUAUGUUUGGUGAUCUUGGUCAUGGUAUUAUAAUGUUCCUUGCUGGAUUAUAUCUUGUUCUUAGAGAAAAAAAUCUUAUUGCUAGAAAUAUUAAAGAUGAAAUAUUUGGAAUGUUCUUUGGUGGACGUUAUAUUAUUCUUCUUAUGGGAUUAUUCUCAAUAUAUGCUGGAUUUUUAUACAAUGAUAUGUUUGCCAAAUCAUUUAACAUCUUUGGUUCAAGCUGGAGAAAUCCAUAUACAAAUGAUUCAAUCGAAUCAUGGCUUGCACAACAAUCUGCUUCAGGUGGUCAUGAAGAAAUGAAACUUGAAUUACCACCAGAUUAUGCAUAUUUAAGUGAAAAUGGACCAUAUCCAAUGGGAGUAGAUCCAAUAUGGAAUCUUGCAGAUAAUAAAUUAAAUUAUCUUAAUUCUAUGAAAAUGAAACUUUCAAUUAUUGUUGGUAUUGCACAAAUGACAUUUGGUGUUUUUCUUUCUCUUCAAAAUCAUAGAUAUUUUGAAUCAAAAAUUGAUAUAUAUACAGUUUUUAUUCCACAAUUAGUAUUUUUAUCAAGUAUUUUUAUAUAUCUUUGCCUUCAAAUUAUUCUUAAAUGGAUAUUCUUUUGGGUAAAACAAGAUGUUAUUUUUGGACAACUUUAUCCUGGUUCACAUUGUGCACCAUCAUUGUUAAUUGGUUUAAUUAAUAUGUUUAUGUUUAAAGAUCGUGAAGCUGGAUUUGUGGAUAUGGAUAAAAUUAUAAAAACAGAAUCUGAUGGUAAAAUAAUUUAUGCAGAAAAAAUGUCAUGUUUCCUUCAACAAUGGUAUCCAGGUCAAAGUAUUGUGGAAGCAAUUCUUGUUAUUAUAGCAGUCAUUUGUGUCCCAAUUAUGCUUUUUGGAAAACCUAUUUAUAUACUUAUGCAACAAAAAAAAGCUAAAAAAGCAAUCUCUGAUUCAAUGAGUGUACGUAUGAAUGCUCAUACAGAUGAAGCAGAAGUUAUUAGUAAUGGAAAAGUAAUUGAUGAUGUUGCACCUAAAGGUGGACAUGGUGGACAUCAUGAUGAAGCUUUUGGUGACAUUAUGGUACAUCAAGCCAUUCAUACAAUUGAAUAUGUUCUUGGAUGUGUCUCACAUACAGCAUCAUAUCUUCGUCUUUGGGCUUUAUCACUUGCUCAUGCUCAAUUAUCAGAAGUUUUAUGGGAAAUGAUUCUUGAAAAUGCAUGGGGUGUUAGUGGUGCUGGUGGUGUUAUAGCUGCAUUUGUAAUAUUCUUUUUCUUUGCAGUUUUAUCACUCUCUAUUCUUGUUCUUAUGGAAGGACUUUCAGCUUUCCUUCAUGCACUUCGUCUUCACUGGGUAGAAUUCCAGUCGAAAUUUUAUGUUGGUACUGGUAUACCAUUUGUACCAUUCCAUUAUAAAACUGUUUUAAAUCCACAAGAAUAA